Molecule: messenger RNA, 3719 nt
Organism: Corvus hawaiiensis (hawaiian crow)
Lineage: Eukaryota; Metazoa; Chordata; Aves; Passeriformes; Corvidae
Gene: FAM181A
Product: family with sequence similarity 181 member A
Exons: 2
Coding region: 433-1302 (289 amino acids)
Source: RefSeq, a predicted model, not a curated record
GGAGAAUGGUAGAAAUCAUGGGGAAAUGAUUGUAUUUAUUAGCUGUCUUUCUGCGGCUGUCCCCAUGGAGACAAUUUGUGAUGGCAAAGAAUGCAAGGAGGGGAGGCUGAUGCCUGAUUGGGAUGCUUUGUAUUUGGCAAAGUGGCUUCUGAUUGGCCUGGGAGAGCCCCGAACUCGCUGGAGUCGAUAUUCAUUCAGCUUGCUCAAGUGCUUGCUAAACUGCAUCCAAACACUGGCGGGCCCUGGCUGCCUCCACCGAGGUUGGCGGUGUGUAACCUGCCUAACGAGAUUAGCGGGGAAGGGGCUCUCCUCUGCAGCGACGCAGCCGCCAGCACCGGUGAGAAAAGCUGCCGCGCGCCGGGUUUGCCAAAGUUUGUCCGAAGAAGGAUUAUAAACUUUUAAUGGGAAACUCUGCACAGUGCAUUCAGUGAGAUGGCAUCAGACAGCGAGGUAAAAACUCUACUGAACUUCGUUAACCUGGCUUCGAGCGACAUCAAAGCGGCUCUGGAUAAAUCAGCUCCUUGUCGCCGGUCAGUUGACCACAGAAAAUACUUGCAGAAGCAGCUCAAGCGGUUUUCUCAGAAGUACUCACGAAUCCCACGAUGUCACCCCAGCAAACCUCCUGAGUGCGGCUGGCGCAGGGGGGCAGAGGACCGGGCCCGCGGCCCCCAGCCCGAGGCACCAGACUCCGGCCCCCACGGUGGGGCUGCCGCCGAAAAGGUGAUGCAGACAGCCGAGGCAGAGGAGAACCUCACCGGGGAACGGGUUUUGCAGGAACAAAAACCCGAGGCUGCCCGACCUGACCAGGUGCCCAUGAGGAAGCGCCAGCUCCCCGCCUCCUUCUGGGAAGAGCCACGGCCGGCCCAGAGCCUGACGGGCAGGGCUUUUCCUGCCAGCCCUGAGGGGUUCCAAGCCCCCAGAGACCCUCCUCCCUAUGAGGGGAAGAAAAGCAAAAGGAGCCCAGAUGCUGCUGGCCAGGAGAGCCCCCCUGACCCUGCGCCACAUGCCGGGGAGAAGGACCCUGCCGGGGCCCUCUCAGGCCGGGUGGGUGCUUGGACCUGCUGCCCCUUUCCCUGCCCCGGCCCAGGCGUGUACCAGCCCCCGGGCGCGCUGCCCCCGUCGCCCUUCCCGGGGCUGGGGCUGUGGAGGAAGAGUGCGGCCGCGCUGCCGGCGGAGGUGCCGCAUUUCUGCAAGGAGGCCGAUGGCCCGGGGCAGAAACUCUACAGGCCCAUGGUUCUGAAACCCAUCCCCACCAAGCCCGCCAUCCCCCCACCCAUCUUCAAUGUUUUCGGCUAUCUUUAGCGGGGCGGGUGUCGGAGUCAUGCCGAACACGACAGCUCCUGAGGGGGAUUUGAAAGGCCCGGUCAGCCUCCGGGCAUGAGUUGCUGGCAGCGCGGAGCGGCAGGAGAAGGAGGCCGGCGCUCACACCCGUCUGCCUUGUGGGCGGGCUGGAGGGAAUUAGUAACUGCUGGGAAGGUACUUGGGCUGCACUCUCCUCUCAGCACACGGGGGUAAAUCGGGAAUAAACCUUGCGAAGCCGGUGGCAUGGAGCAUGAGGCACACCAGGUCUCUCAUCGAGGGGCAUUGUCUGAGCCGCGGCGAGCGGGGCUGCGGGCCGUUCAUAGCCGCACUUGUAACACCUAGGAGACCUUCUCCACGUGGGAACAUCUUUCUGGGGCUGCCUUGAGGCAGCAGCAGUGAAAUGGAAUGAAUUAAAUGCAUUCAAAGGGGUUUUGUACUUAAAAGUAAUUCCAGAGAAGUCAAGAUAUUCAGGUCAUUUCGUUUUGCAUGCAAGAGACUGGAAGGAUGGUAUUUGAGAUAGAAACCACUUGUGAUUGAUUUAAGCUCUUGUUGUAUGUAAAUACUGAGAGAAUUAAAAGAAAAAAAUAAGGAAAGAAAGGAGGUAAUUUUAUUUUGGUGAUUCUGCAAAUGCAGUCUGUUUAGUGUUUCCCCACUGGGUAGGCACAGGUUUGAUUUGCAACUGGUGGGGAGAUAUGAGGGCUGAAAUCUCUGCCUAUUCAGACUGAUAUAAAUCAGAAGUAAUUCUUCUGGGGCUAGGAUAUUAGCUAGUGCUAAGCUGGUGCAAAUGGAAGUGGGAUGAAUUUUCACAUCAGGAAUUGCUCUGCAUCAACAGAAUAAAUGAGGAAUUGUAUUAGUUUAAUACAAAACCAUUAGGUGCGAUGGAAGAAAAAAGUAAAGAAUAGACUGCCUUGAUUUCUGGCUGAGAGACAUCUUUUAUUUUGGCUGAUUUUAAGAUGUUAUCACAAGACCUGUCUGUGAAUGUUUUGCCUAGUAUUUUCCUAUUUUUUUUAACAAAUUGUCAUUGGAGAAUUUAAUAGGAAGUGUUUUUAAGUUAGGUUUCUCUUAAACCCAUGGAGAAAGUGGUAUUAAGACACAGAACAUGGAAUGUGAGAGGUUUAAUAUUGCAGGUGUAUGUAUCCAUUUGGUUAUACUGGAGUAAAUCACUGAAGUCAAGAGAAGUAUAUUUUGGGAGGAAAAAGGGCCAGAGAAUGGACACCUGUGAUCUCCCAGGGCCUGAACCUGCUGUUGCUGAAGCUAAUGGGGACUUCUCCCAGCAUUCAAUAAAAAGUGGCCUUGAUUGAUUUGGUCUCUGACUAGCAUAGCUCUCUAUGACUCCUGAUACUUCUUCAAGGCAAAAACAGAAAACACUUCAUUUGAGUGCAUUGCAGUCAUUAAAAAGGUUAUAAUCUGAAGCAAUUGUAGAGUAUCAUUUUGUAUCUUCUAAUGGCCUUGGUAUUAUAUAACCAGGUUGCACCUUUUAUUAGGAUAUGAACUGCCACUGGGAUUAGAUCAUUUGGUUAGAGUCUGGUGCUGAUAAUGCCAAGGUUGUGGAUUUGAUCCCUGUACAGGAUUCACUUAAGACUUGGACUUGAUGAUCCUUGUGGGUGCCUUCCAACUUAGAAUAUUCUGUGAUUCUACUCCCAGGCUACAAGUGGUUUGCUCUUUCUCCAAACCUCACACAUCCCACCAGUGUUCACUUUUAUGGAAAUAAUGUCUGUAAGGUGUUAGGAGUGCAAGUCAGAAGUGCAGAUGGCUUUCAUUGCUUUCACCCUGCUAUACGCACUUAAUGUAUGUAUCAAGCCAGUACAGACUAUACCUAUAGGACAGAGAGCAGGAAAUAUCUUUGGUAGCACAUACCUGCAACUACGUGCAAGGUGUGAGGUGCUAAAGAGCUAAUCUAGGGGUUAAAGAUGUCAGGUUAGCUCUUGAUCCAGAAAUGAAGAUAGGAACAUACUUAGACGCUUUUCCCUUUUUUUGGAAAAAAUCCAUGAGGAAACUCUGUCCCUCUCCAAAAGAAGAAUAACAGAAACCAGAGCCAUUGAAGUUAAAGGUAGGAGAACAAGGGCUUUUAAUUUACAGACCUGUAGGCAAGGAAGUUUUUUUACAUGGAAAUGGGGGACUUUUCUCACAUCAGUAGCUCUGUGUCACUGCUGUAAUCCAGAUGCAGCCAGAUGCUGAACUCUGUCUCAGUACUAUCAACGCAGAGUGGCCUCCUUGGUAUUGGUCUGGAUUUCCAUCUGGGUGGCUGGACCACGUCUUGGAAUGAAUUAGUGGUAUUGCAGUGGUUGCUGUGCUCAAGUGUUCCUCCUUGAUUUCAGAAGGGAAUUUUCAAAGUGCUGUGGAUCACACCAGAGUAAGUAUUUCUAUAAAAAUUAAAAUACUUGGCAAAGUGGAUAGCCUCUGUAUAAAUUUUAUUU